Pogona vitticeps (central bearded dragon) is the source of this 2348-nucleotide messenger RNA. NCBI's taxonomy places the organism in Eukaryota, Metazoa, Chordata, Lepidosauria, Squamata, Agamidae. The record is from RefSeq and is a predicted model, not a curated record.
CACAAACGGGAUUUUACCCAACCACCCCCCCUCCUCCAUUUCGACCGUAUCCCUCCGUCGCCCGCUUUGGUUCCCAGAGUUUACUGAGAACGGAAGUGAGAUUUCAGGCCCCGCCAGCCGUCCAAGGAAGCGGCGAGGGGCGGCCGCGACAUCGUAAAAUGGCAGCCUGAGGGGAAGCGACACUUCGUGCUCGCCCUCACACCGACCCAUCCCUGCCGCUUCCAGGCCAAAGGGAAGAAGCUGUGUCCCACUGCCCAAAAUGCAGUGUUCCCAUCACUGUGAGCACCUAUUACAGAGACUGAACAAACAGCGAGAGGUGGGCUUCCUGUGUGACUGCACCAUCAUUAUCGGCGAAUUCCAAUUCAAAGCUCACAGAAAUGUUCUGGCUUCCUUUAGCGAGUACUUUGGGGCUUUUUACAGGGAUACUUCAGAGAGUAAUGUAUAUUUGGAUCAGAAUCAAGUGAAGGCUGAUGGAUUUCAGAAACUUCUGGAGUUCAUAUAUACAGGAGAUUUAACUCUUGACAGUUGGAAUGUUAAAGAAAUACAUCAGGCUGCUGACUAUCUCAAAGUGGAGGAAGUAGUCACCAAAUGUAAAAUAAAAAUGGAGGACUUUAACUUUAUUGCUAACCCUGCCUCUCCAGAAAUCUCUAGUAUUACUGGAAACAUUGCUCUGAACCAGCAAACCUGCCUGUUAACCCUCCGUGACUACAAUAAUCAGGAGAAAUUGGAUGCCCCUUCUAUGGACCCCAUUCAGUCCCCUGUUUUAACAACCACCUUGGAAAAAAAACCCGCUCAUACUAAAAAACGAAAGAAGGCCUUCAACGCCCCUAAAAAUCUGCCAAGCAAACCUGUACAAUAUCCAGGUGAUGUCUCGGAGAAUUCUGCUGUGGAGAUGUUUUUAGAUGCAAAUAAAUUGGCAACAGAGAUAACAGAACAAGCUGCCCAGGGCGGGGAUAAUUCGGAACUGCAGCUUACACCUGUGGUGGAAAGCGAAACACUUGCUGCCCAGGAAAUUGUUGGUCAGACGAUAACUCUGAAACACAAGCGGAGCAAAGUGCAGCAGGGUUGUGCUUUGAAGGAGCAUCGCCUGUCUAACAUCACCAGUGACAAGAACUCUUACCAGCUGGAGAACUUGGGAGAGGAACUGGAUCAGAAGUAUUCCAAGUCCAAGCCAGUUUGUAACACCUGUGGGAAAGUGUUUUCUGAAGCCAGCAGUCUGAGACGGCACAUGAGAAUCCACAAAGGUGUUAAGCCCUAUGUGUGCCAGCUCUGCGGGAAGGCCUUUACACAGUGCAACCAGCUGAAAACACAUGUAAGAACUCACACAGGUGAGAAACCUUACAAAUGUGACCGUUGUGAUAAAAGCUUUGCUCAGAAAUGCCAGCUGGUUUUUCAUAGCCGUAUGCAUCAUGGUGAAGAGAAACCUUACAAGUGUGACGCCUGCAACCUGCAGUUUGCAACCUCUAGCAAUUUGAAAAUUCAUGCCAGGAAGCACAGUGGAGAGAAGCCAUAUGUCUGUGAUAGGUGUGGCCAGCGAUUUGCGCAGGCGAGCACUCUGACGUAUCACGUACGGCGACACACAGGGGAAAAGCCUUAUGUCUGUGACACCUGUGGGAAAGCUUUCGCUGUCUCAAGUUCACUCAUCACACACUCAAGAAAGCAUACAGGGGAGAAACCAUAUAUAUGUGGCAUUUGUGGGAAAAGUUUUAUUUCUUCAGGAGAGCUCAGCAAACACUUUCGGUCUCAUACAGGUGAAAGACCAUUCGUAUGUGAGUUGUGUGGAAACUCCUUCACAGAUAUAAAAAGCCUCAAGAAACAUAAAGCAAAGGUCCAUACAGGUUCUGAGAACCCUCAAGAGGCUGUCACGUUUGACCAUUCCAUCAAUGAUAAAGACUCCAUUCCAGGUGAGAAGAGCCCUUUACUGGAGCCUGGAGACAUAAAGCCUUCAGACAUAGCAUUACCUCUCCCAAUUGGAACAGAAGAUCACCAAGUGCUGUUGCCUGUUACAGACAGUCAGUCACCCUCGUCAGACAGCCUUCUAAGGUCCACUAUCACUGGGUAUUCAGAACCUCAAUUUAUUUUCCUCCAGCAGUUGUAUUGACAUCCUACCAGUUAUGAACCUUUGGAAUCAAGAGUGUCUUUGGUAAAGGGAAUAGAGUCAUUACCAGCUAUUACUAACCUGGACUUCACUUUGGUUCCAGGUUAGGAACAAUUAAAGCAAUUUUUCAUUCUUAUGUUUUGUUAAUCUAGAACAAAAAACUUUGUAUUUUCUCAUUUCAAAAAGUCAAGAUGGCAUUUUCUAAGAACAAUUUUUUUCUUCAACCCCUGCAUUAAACAUUAAACAUUGA